Messenger RNA from Sardina pilchardus (European sardine), 2756 nucleotides. RefSeq names its product zinc finger protein 135-like. Gene Ontology annotation, cellular component: transcription regulator complex; PcG protein complex; chromatin. Gene Ontology annotation, molecular function: RNA polymerase II cis-regulatory region sequence-specific DNA binding; DNA-binding transcription factor activity, RNA polymerase II-specific. Lineage: Eukaryota; Metazoa; Chordata; Actinopteri; Clupeiformes; Clupeidae. The record is from RefSeq and is a predicted model, not a curated record. Gene Ontology annotation, biological process: regulation of transcription by RNA polymerase II. Bases 239 to 1657 code for a protein of 472 amino acids. The transcript has 4 exons.
UCCAACCAAAAGCAAUGUUGGUAAUGCGGAGCUGAAGUCGCGAGAGGAAAUAUCCACUUGCAGUCCACCACGGGAAAGCAUUUUGAGGUUGGCUAAGACAUGUUGCGGAGAUAAACACUACUACAAGUCUAAUCCGGCACAAACUGGAAUUAAGCCGACCCGAGUUGACGGAGGAACGAACUUGCUGGGAGAGAGGCAAUUGAAAUCUGGAUGGGAUCAUCUUUGUUCAGCUAGCAACAUGGACCUCGGACUUUCAUUUAGUUUUGGCUGUGCUGAAACACACCAGCUUGACCUGAGUGUGAUGGUGAAACAAGAAGAUACGAAAGAGGAGGAAUACGAUCAUAUGAUUUCAUGCCCCGAUGAAGAAGAAAAGCCGUUUGCAGAGUUUCACGGUAAAUCUGAAACAGACGUCACAGAGUCACCAAGGUCUCCGUACAAUGAACUGCUGCAGACAACAGUGAAGACUGAAGAGGAAGAGGAAGAAACAGAAGAGGAAGAGGAGCAGCAUGAUCAGCCCGAUCUGUUCGAAACCGGGAGUUUUGAAUUCGAGCUACAGCCGAUCACAGACGCCGCCGCCGGAUCCGGAUCCGGAUCAUCGCAGCAGUUCAGGGCGAGCCACUGGCGAGUCGGCGAGAUCCGUGAGCUGCUCGCCAUCACCGCCGAGAGGGCCACGGAGUUCACCGGGACCGUGAAGGACGGCAUAUUACACAAAAAGGUCGCCGAGGAGCUCUGCCGUCGCGGCCAUCGCCGGAACAAGAAGCAGGUCACCAGCAAGUUGAAAAACCUGAGGAGGAAGUACCACCAGGUCCGCGACCACAACAACGGGAGCGGCGGCGGCGGCGUCUGGGUGACGAUAGACUGGGAACAUUUCGAGGCUUGCCGCGCCAUUUGGGGAACGGCUAACAAAACGGCUAAAAAACGUCAAAAUGUCCGGAGAAGUUUGGGCGUGACUCUCGUCGGUUCUCCUGCAUCAAACACCCCUGAGAAUGCCAACACCGUUGCCGAGGAGAAAAGGGACGCAGCUGGCAGCCAAGGUGACGAGGUCCCUCCAGAGAACCUUCCAGAAAGUGGCGAAAUCCCUCCCGAGAACCUUCCAGAAAGCGACGAGAUCACUCCUGAAAACCUUCCAGAAAGCCUUGAAAGCCAAACAGGUCAUUGUUAUUACUCUUCUUCGGAGCAAGCACCCCCUUUGAAGAAAAAGAAGACGGCCACCAAAGCCCAGGCUGCGGCCGAAGAAAUCAAGGAUUUCCUGGUGAGCAUGGACCGCAAGGACGAGCAGAAGGAGAAGAUGUGGCGGGAGAGGGAAGAGGAGCGACAGAGAUCCGAGCGCGAGGAAGACGAGAAAAGGUGGGAGGAAGAGAAGACCAUGCGAGAGGCGGAGAGGUCGAUGCGGGCGGAGCAAAUGAGAUCUCUCGCCGAUCAGUUCAGGGACAUGCACCAAGGGAUGCAGAACGAGUUCGCCCUUCUGCGGAAGACGAUGGCGCAGCUGGCGAAACCUGCGGCGGCGGCCCCCCCGCCGGCGCCACAAUACAGCACCCCACGUCAUCACCGUCCGCCGGUCCCCGAUCGGUAUUCCGGUUAUCCGUCGCCACUUCUGCCCAGCUUCAACUCCGAGGACUCGCAUUCUUCGUCCUCAGACCUGCAACAGCUGGAUUAGAUUUUCCUCACGCUUUACAAACUUCCUUUUUUUUUGUUUGUUUGUUUUUUAAAUACAAAAAAACAUUGGUUUUGUAAAUGUCUUGGACUUCUUUGCACUGAACUGGGGCCUUACACUGUUGUAACAAACUUGUAAAUAGAUAUAAUCUUGCCAUUCUUGCAAGUCAGUGCGGCUUGAAUGAUUAAAUGGGCUACUCUGGGGAGAGCUUAGUUUCCUCCUAAGGCGGGGAUCACAUUAGCCAGCGGCAAGCAGCAGGCUUCCUAUAGACCUCUGAAGUACGCCUACAAAAAUGGGUCGUGGAACUGUGCUGGGGUGUGUUUCUAGAAAAGUUAGCAACAACACUAUGACGCAACUUGCGAUCAAACAACUACGUUUAUACAACUGUUUCUAUAAAGCAUCAUACCUGCGUAGCAAUAGACCUCUGAAGUUCGCCUACAAAAAAGCUACCAUCUUUAUCAAUUUAUUAUUAUUUACCAAUAAGGAGAUCCGGUAUCUUGAGACUUUUUUCUAUGGGAAAGUAACAUGGGGAUUUUCAAUUGUCGCACCUGUUAAACUCUUGCGGGAAUGAUGACAUUGGAAAUGCAGAUGUUUUUCGCUACACAUUUGUGUCCUGCCAUCUAGUGGAUACUGUGAUCUUCGGUAGGUGAAGACGGCACACUUUGAUCUUUGCUACCCCAGAGCUAACUUACAAUGCAACUUGCCAUAGGCAGUUAGCUUCAAUUAACUCCCGGAUCUCCUUACAUGGGCAAAGAUGGCAUCUUUGGGUCCUUUUUAUAGGCGAACUUCAGAGGUCUAUUGAUCUCUAUGAUUCGGCAGUGGACCGGUGACAACGCUGGCGUAGCGCUAGCGUUGAACAAUCUGUUAGUUGAACUUGGUUCAACUUUGAAGCGCAACGCUCGGCUCAUCAAUGUCAGUUUAAGAAUGUUCAGGUAUUUUGACCAAUCAGAUUUGUCUAAGAGCGUAACAACAAAGAUUGAAUUUAGGAACGAGAUAGAAUGUUUUGGAUAUUUAUUAUGGUCUGAGCGUUGCGUUACGCUUGCCGCUGGCUAUUGUGAUCCGCGCCUAAGGGGGUGACUGCUUAAGAUUAAGUUACAUAAUU